Molecule: messenger RNA, 731 nt
Organism: Eurytemora carolleeae
Lineage: Eukaryota; Metazoa; Arthropoda; Copepoda; Calanoida; Temoridae
Product: ETS-like protein pointed
Exons: 5
Coding region: 52-723 (223 amino acids)
Source: RefSeq, a predicted model, not a curated record
ACAGUCCGUUUCACUUGAAAGUAUUUUUACAAAAUAAUAUUUCAGAAAACAAUGUUGGAUCCUGGACUGUUAAAUCAUUAUAGACGGCUCCACAGUAUUAAACCUACUAUUGACACACACACACCAAAGAGUUUUUUGUUGAGACUUAGAAGAAAACAGCGAAGAAGUUCUAAAACAAGAAGCCCUGACAGCAGAGUUGGAUCUGGUUUAGCAGUACAAUAUUCACAAAGGUCCUUGAAUACAACUCCACAAACCAAUAGAAGAUACCUGAGUGCUGAUCAUAUUGAUGAGUUUGAUGUGGAUGAAGAUGGUUACUGGAUAAAUGAUCACCAUCAACACAAUCAAAACCAUCAACACCAUCAACACCAACAAGACCAUCGAGAACAUAAUCAGUAUACCCUUGGACUUGAUGCCAGGCAACGACAAGAGCGCUUGCUGAUAAAACAUUCUUCUAUGGCGCUGAAAGACGGUGAACAGCAGCAAAAUUUUGUAAACCAGCAGAAGAAGUACCAGUAUCAUUAUCAACAGCUAACUACUAAAUGCGCAGAAGAAGCCUGGUUUCGGUCCCAAAGUGCGCAGAGCGGCCCUACACACUUUAGCAGUACUGUACAAGCAAGAAAUGGGUUAAGUACUGUACAUACUGUAUAUCCCAUGCAAUUUUCAUCCCACCAAAACUUGCAUUCGGAAAUGAUGCGGAUUGAGAACCAAAGGAAUGAUUUUUAAAAGAAACU